Molecule: messenger RNA, 1536 nt
Organism: Phaeoacremonium minimum UCRPA7
Lineage: Eukaryota; Fungi; Ascomycota; Sordariomycetes; Togniniales; Togniniaceae
Product: putative cysteine desulfurase protein
Exons: 3
Coding region: 1-1536 (511 amino acids)
Biological process (GO): [2Fe-2S] cluster assembly
Cellular component (GO): mitochondrion; nucleus; cytosol
Molecular function (GO): cysteine desulfurase activity; pyridoxal phosphate binding
Source: RefSeq, a predicted model, not a curated record
AUGGCUAGCAUCGCACCGUCCGCGCUGAGGCAGGCAUCCCGCCUCGCCUCCAAGACCCCAAGUUUGUCAUCUUCUCUGCGUGGUAUCCAAACGGCGUCGCGCGUGGCGACUAUUCCGGUCCAAAGAGCUUCACAUCGGAGCUAUGUCACAGAGUCUAAGAGAGACAACGCUCAGGUCGCAGAGGCUAAGAUUGAGACGGCUAUAAGGUUAGACAGGAAACAGUUCGAGGAUGCAGGUCUUGCUCUGGGCGCGCAACAGGAUAACCAUCAGACAGUCAGUCCUAUGGCAGAGGUACUCAAAGAGGCUACGUUGAUGGAUGAAGGCCAAAGACCGAUCUACCUCGACAUGCAAGCGACGACCCCUGUUGAUCCGCGAGUACUCGAUGCCAUGUUACCCUUCUACACCGGAAUAUUUGGAAAUCCUCAUUCUAGGACGCACGCAUACGGAUGGGAGAGCGAGAAGGCCGUGGAAGAGGCGCGAGAGCAUGUUGCUAGGCUCAUCGGCGCUGACCCCAAAGAAAUCAUCUUCACCAGCGGAGCCACUGAGAGCAACAAUAUGAGUAUCAAGGGUGUUGCGAGGUUCUUUGGCCGAUCAGGCAAGAAGAAGCACAUCAUUACCAGUCAGACCGAGCACAAAUGUGUCCUGGAUAGCUGUAGGCAUUUACAGGAUGAAGGAUUCGAGGUAACCUAUCUGCCCGUGAAGCACAACGGCAUGAUUGACAUGGAGGAGCUCCGAGCUGCCAUCAAACCUGAGACAGCUCUCGUCAGCAUCAUGGCUGUCAACAACGAGAUUGGCGUUAUCCAGCCACUUGCGGAGAUUGGAAAACUUUGCAGAGAGAAGAAGGUUUUCUUCCACACAGACGGUGCUCAAGCCGUUGGCAAGAUUCCCCUAGACGUGAACGCCAUGAACGUUGACCUCAUGUCUAUCUCCUCGCACAAGAUAUACGGACCUAUGGGCAUUGGAGCCUGCUACGUCCGCAGAAGACCCAGGGUUAGAUUAGACCCAAUCAUCAGUGGAGGUGGUCAGGAGCGAGGUCUGAGGAGCGGCACUCUGGCCCCUCCAUUGGUUGUGGGCUUUGGCGAGGCUUGCCGCAUCGCCUAUGAGGAUAUGGCUUAUGAUUCUAAGCGCAUCAAGUCGCUUUCCGACCGACUCUUGAACGGUUUACUGGCAUUGGAGCAUACCAACCAAAAUGGAGACCCAGAGCACUUCUAUCCUGGCUGCGUCAAUGUUUCUUUCGCUUACGUUGAGGGAGAGUCACUCCUCAUGGCUCUCAAGGACAUCGCCCUGUCUUCAGGUAGCGCAUGCACGUCUGCUUCAUUGGAGCCAAGCUAUGUCUUGCGUGCCCUUGGCAACAGUGACGAAAGCGCUCAUUCUAGCAUUCGCUUUGGAAUUGGCCGGUUUACGACCGAGCAGGAGAUUGACUACGUCCUCAAAGCUGUCCAAGAGCGAGUGACUUUCCUCAGAGAGCUCAGCCCGCUGUGGGAGCUGGUCCAGGAAGGUAUUGAUCUAGAUACCAUUGAAUGGAGCCAGCAUUAA